GACUGGAUCAAGAUUGGAGAUCUGACUUUCAGAAACUGUCAUCUUUUUGUAAACCUUCAAUCAAAAGGCUUAAAAGGGGGAGGUCGGUUUGGUCAAACAACCCCCCCGCUUGUUGAUUUUCUCAAGGACAUUUUAAGAAGAUAUCCGGAAGGAGGACAGAUCCUUAAGGAAUUAAUUCAGAACGCAGAAGAUGCAGGGGCCACAGAAGUUAAAUUUUUAUACGAUGAAACUCAGUAUGGAACGGAGACUCUUUGGUCAAAAGAUAUGGCACAAUAUCAGGGGCCGGCUCUCUACGUGUACAACAAUGCAGUCUUCACCCCCGAGGACUGGCAUGGCAUUCAGGAGAUCGCAAGGAGCAGGAAGAAGGACGACCCUCUGAAGGUGGGAAGAUUCGGGAUCGGGUUUAAUUCUGUCUACCAUAUAACAGAUGUUCCCUGUAUCUUUAGUGGUGACCAGAUUGGGAUGUUAGAUCCUCAUCAAACGCUUUUUGGUCCCCACGAAUCAGGCCAGUGUUGGAAUCUCAAAGAUGACAGCAAAGAAAUGAGUGAACUUUCAGACCAGUUUGCGCCAUUUAUCGGCAUUUUUGGAAGCACCAAGGAAACGUUUGUAAAUGCCAAUUUUCCGGGAACAUUUUUCCGUUUCCCCCUUCGCCUCCAGCCUUCACAGCUUAGCAGUAACCUGUACAAUAAGCAGAAGGUUCUCGAGCUGUUCGACUCUUUCAGGGCAGACGCAGACACGGUGCUGCUCUUCCUGAAAAGCGUGCAGGACGUCUCCUUACACGUCCGAGAGGCCGACGGAACCGAGAAACUGGUGUUCAGAGUGACUGCGAGCGAGACUCAGGCCCUGAGACACGAGCGGCCGAAUUCUGUGAAGAUCCUGGAGACUGCCAUAAGCAACUAUUGUAAGAAGGUCCCAAGCAACAGCAUCACCUGUGUCACGUAUCAUAUAAAUAUAGUUGUAGAAGAUGAGGAUAGGAAGGACGCCCAGAAAACAUCGUGGCUGGUGUGUAACAGUGUGGGCGGGCGAGGGAUCAGCGGGAAGCUUGAUUCUUUAGCCGACGAAUUGAAGUUUGUCCCCAUCAUUGGAAUAGCCAUGUCUUUAUCGAGAGACGGUGACGAAGAAGGAGCCACAGCUGAUCUCUCAGGAAAAGCCUUCUGUUUUCUUCCUUUACCGCCGGGUGAGGAGAGCAAAACGGGCCUCCCUGUUCACAUCAGCGGGUUCUUUGGCCUGACCGACAAUCGCCGAAGCAUCAAGUGGCGGGAGCUGGACCAGUGGAGAGACCCGGCGGCCUUGUGGAACGAGUUUCUGGUCGUGGACGUCAUCCCCAAAGCCUACGCGACUCUCAUCCUAGAUUCCAUCAAGCGCCUGGAGACGGAGAGGAGCGCCGAUUUCCCCCUGUCGGCGGACCUCAUCUACAGGCUUUGGCCCGACGCCGGCAAGGUCAAGGUGCACUGGCAGCCCGUGUUAGAGCCUCUGUUCAACGAGCUGUUCCAGAACGCGGUCUUGUACUCCGCGAGCAACCAGUGGGUCCGGCUGGAGCAGGCGUACUUCUCAGAGCUGGACGAGAGUGCGGAGUGCACCGCCGCCGUGCUCAACUACCUCCAGAGCUCAGGGAAGCACAUCGUCAAGGUCCCGGCCAACCUGGCGGCCGCCGUGCAGCUGGCCGCCUCCCCCGCGAAGCCGGUGCGCAAGGUGACGCCCGCGUGGGUGCGGCAGGUGCUGCGGAAGAGCGCGCCCGCGGGCGGGGCCCGGGAGAAGCUCCACCUCCUGGAGUUCGUGCUCUCCGACCAGGCCUACAGCGAGCUGCUGGGGCUGGAGCUGCUGCCCGUGCAGAACGGGAACUUUGUGCCCUUCUCGUCAUCUGUAUCAGAUCAAGAUGUUAUUUACAUUACCUCAGAGGACUAUCCCAGGUACGGCCCCGCCCCUGCCCGCCUCGACUCCCAGACCCCUUUAGUGGGAAUCCACCUGUCGGCUGCGCAAACACGGGGAAGACCGUGUACCCAGCUGCAGCUUCUAAAUCCAGAACGAUUUGCACGUCUUAUCAAAGAAGUAAUGAAUACAUUCUGGCCUGGCCGAGAGUUGAUUGUUCAGUGGUAUCCAUCUGAUGAAGACAAAAAUCACCCAUCUGUUUCUUGGCUUAAAAUGGUUUGGAAGAAUCUCUAUAUACAUUUUUCAGAGGAUUUGACUCUAUUUGAUGAGAUGCCACUUAUCCCCAGAACUACGCUAGAAGAUGGUCAGGCGUGCGUGGAGCUCAUUAGACUCAGGACUCCAUCGUUAGUCAUUUUAGAUGAUGAAUCCGAAGCACAGCUUCCUGAAUUUUUAGCAGAUAUCGUACAGAAACUUGGAGGGAUUGUCCUUAAGAAAUUAGAUGCCUCCAUACAGCAUCCACUUGUUAAAAAAUACAUCCACUCGCCGUUACCAAGUGCUGUGCUGCAGAUAAUGGAGAAGAUGCCGCUGCAGAAAUUGUGUAAUCAGAUAGCUUCGCUACUUCCCACGCACAAAGAUGCCCUGAGGAAGUUUUUAGCUACCUUAACUGAUAGCAGUGAAAAAGAGAAAAGAAUAAUUCAGGAGUUGCCAAUAUUCAAGCGGAUUAACCACUUGUCUGGUCAGGGCAUUUCCUCAUAUACAAAACUAAAAGGCUGUAAGGUCUUGCACCAUACCGCCAAGCUUCCACCAGAUCUGCGACUCUCUCUCUCAGUCAUAGACAGUAGUGACGAAGCUACCAUUCGCUUGGCAAACAUGUUGAAGAUAGAGAAGUUAAAGACCACCAGUUGCUUCAAGCUCAUCUUAAAAGAUAUUGAAAAUGAAUUUUAUUCACAUGAUGAGUUGACACGCCUUAUGUUAUGGACCCUUGAGAAUCUGUCCUCCCUUAAAAACGAGAAUCCGAAUGUGCUUGAUUGGUUAAGGCCAUUAAAAUUCAUUCAGAUUUCGCAGGAUCGGAUGGUGUCAGCCGGCGAACUCUUUGAUCCUGAUCUAGAAGUACUAAAGGAUCUCUUUUAUAGUGAAGAAGAAACCUGUUUCCCACCCGCAGCUUUUACCUCACCAGAUAUCCUGCACUCUUUAAGACAGAUUGGUUUAAAAAACGAAGCCAGCCUCGAAGAAGCUGAUGUUGUGCAAGUGGCAAAAAAAAUCGAAGCCUUACAGGUCAGUUCUUGUCCAAAUCAGGAGGUUCUUGUAAAGAAAGCCAAAACACUCUUACUUGUUUUAAACAAGAAUCAUACGCUGUUGCAGUCAUCUGAAGGAAAGAUGACCCUGAAGAAAAUAAAGUGGGUCCCAGCUUGCAAGGAAAGGCCACCAAACUAUCCAGGCUCGUUAGUCUGGAAGGGAGAUGUCUGCGACCUUUGUGCCCCACCAGACAUGUGUGAUGUAGCCCAUGCAAUCCUGGUUGGCUCGUCACUUCCUCUUGUUGAGAGCGUCCAUGUGAACUUGGAAAAAGCUUUGGGCAUCUUCACAGAACCUAGCAUCAGUGCGGUCUUAAAACACUUUAAAAUUGUUGUUGAUUGGUAUACUUCGAAAACCUUUAGUGAUGAGGACUACUAUCAGUUUCAACAUAUUUUGCUGGAAAUUUACGGCUUCAUGCAUGAUCAUUUAAAUGAAGGGAAGGAUGCUUUCAGGGCCUUAAGAUUUCCGUGGGUUUGGACUGGCAAGAAAUUUUGUCCCCUCGCCCAGGCUGUGAUAAAACCAUUCCAUGAUCUUGAUCUUCAGCCCUAUUUGCACGGUGUGCCUAAAACCAUGGCAAAAUUCCACCAACUGUUUAAGGUCUGUGGUUCAAUAGAGGAGUUGACGUCGGAUCAUAUUUCCGUAGUUAUUCAGAAGGUAUAUCUCAAAAGUGACCAAGAUCUCAGCGAUCAGGAAAGCAAGCAAAAUCUCCAUCUUAUGUUGAAUAUCAUCAGGUGGCUGUAUAGCAAUCAGAUUCCAGCCAGUCCCAACACACCAGUUCCUAUACAUCACAGCAAAAACCCUUCUAAACUUGUCAUGAAGCCAAUUCAUGAAUGCUGUUACUGUGACAUCAAAGUUGAUGACCUCAAUGAUCUACUGGAAGAUUCGGUGGAGCCAAUCAUUCUGGUACACGAGGACAUACCCAUGAAGACUGCAGAAUGGUUGAAAGUUCCAUGCCUCAGCACAAGACUGAUCAAUCCUGAGAACAUGGGAUUUGAGCAGUCAGGUCAGAGAGAACCGCUUACUGUAAGAAUUAAAAAUAUUCUGGAAGAAUACCCAUCAGUGUCAGAUAUUUUUAAAGAACUGCUCCAAAAUGCCGAUGACGCAAAUGCAACAGAAUGCAGUUUCAUGAUUGAUAUGCGAAGAAAUAUGGACAUUCGAGAGAAUCUUCUAGACCCGGGGAUGGCGGCUUGCCACGGACCUGCUCUGUGGUCAUUCAAUAAUUCUCAAUUCUCCGAUUCAGAUUUUGUGAACAUAACUAGGUUAGGAGAAUCUUUAAAGAGGGAAGAGGUUGACAAAGUUGGAAAAUUUGGUCUGGGAUUUAAUUCCGUGUACCAUAUCACCGACAUUCCCAUCAUUAUGAGUCGAGAAUUCAUGAUAAUGUUCGAUCCGAACAUAAACCACAUCAGUAAGCACAUUAAAGACAAAUCUAAUCCUGGGAUCAAGAUUAAUUGGAGUAAACAGCAGAAAAGACUUCGGAAAUUUCCCAAUCAGUUCAAACCAUUUAUAGACGUAUUUGGCUGUCGGUUACCUCUGACCGUAGAAGCCCCUUACAGCUACGAUGGAACUCUUUUCCGACUGUCCUUUAGAACGCAACAGGAAGCCAAAGUGAGUGAAGUUAGUAGUACUUGCUACAAUACGGCAGAUAUUUACUCUCUUGUGGAUGAAUUUAGUCUCUGUGGUCACAGGCUUAUCAUUUUCACUCAGAGUGUGAACUCCAUGUAUUUGAAGUACUUGAAAAUCGAGGAGAGCAAUCCCAGCUUGGCGCAAGAUACGGUGAUCAUUAAGAAAAGCCCCUGCUCUUCCAAAGCAGUGAGUGCCCCUGUCUUAAGUGUUUUAAAAGAAGCUUCUAGGCUCAUGAAGAGUUGCAGCAGCAGUAAUAAAAAGCUUCCUGCCGAUGCCCCCAAGUCGUCUUGCAUUCUUCAGGUCACAGUUGAAGAAUUUCACCAUGUGUUCAGGAGGAUUGCUGAUCUGCAGUCACCGCUUUUCAGAGGUCCAGAGGAUGACCUAACGGCUCUCUUCGAGAUGGCUAAGUCUGGCCAGUCGAAAAAGCCGUCAGAUGAGUUGCCUCAAAAAACAGUAGAGUGUACCACAUGGUUGAUAUGCACCUGCAUGGACACAGGAGAGGCUCUAAAGUUUUCCCUGAAUGAAAGUGGGCGAAGACUAGGGCUGGUUCCCUGUGGGGCCGUGGGGGUUCUGCUGUCCGAAAUCCAGGACCAGAAGUGGGCUGUGAAGCCACACGUGGGAGAAGUGUUUUGCUAUUUACCCUUACGAAUAAAAACAGGGUUGCCGGUUCACAUCAAUGGGUGUUUCGCUGUUACUUCAAACAGAAAAGAAAUCUGGAAGACAGACACGAAAGGACGAUGGAAUGCCACCUUCAUGAGGCAUGUUAUUGUGCGGGCUUACUUGGAGGCCCUCAGCGUCCUACGCGACCUGGCUAUUAAUGGGGAGCUAAUGGAUUAUACUUACUACUCGGUGUGGCCCGAUCCUGAAUUAGUCCAUGAUGAUUUUUCUGUCAUUUGCCAAGGAUUUUAUGAAGAUAUAGCUCAUGGAAAAGGGAAAGAACUGACCAAAGUCUUCUCUGACGGAUCUACGUGGGUUUCCAUGAAGAACGUGAGAUUUCUGGAUGACUCUAUACUUAAAAGAAAAGAUGUUGGCCCAGCAGCCUUCAAGAUAUUUUUGAAAUACCUCAAGAAGACCGGGUCAAGGAACCUCUGUGCUGUUGAACUUCCUUCUUCAGUAAAAGCAGGAUUUGAAGAAGCUGGCUGCAAACAGAUACUGCUUGAAAAUACCUUUUCAGAGAAGCAGUUUUUUUCUGAAGUGUUUUUCCCAAAUAUCCAAGAAAUCGAAGCAGAGCUCAGAGAUCCUUUAAUGAACUUUGUUCUAAAUGAGAAAAUUGAUGAGUUCUCAGGAAUUCUUCGUGUUACCCCAUGUAUCCCUUGCUCUUUGCAGGGGCAUCCUCUGGUUUUGCCAUCAAGGCUAAUCCACCCUGAAGGACGCGUCGCCAAGUUGUUUGAUACUAAAGAUGGACGCUUUCCUUAUGGCUCCACUCAGGAUUAUCUUAAUCCUAUUAUUCUGAUUAAGCUGGUUCAGUUAGGUAUGGCCAAAGAUGACAUUCUGUGGGACGACAUGCUAGAACGUGCACAGUCAGUGGCUGAAAUUAAUAAAAGCGAUCAUGCUGCUGCUUGUCUGAGAAGUAGCAUCCUGUUAAGUCUCAUUGAUGAAAAGCUGAAAAUCAGAGAUCCUAGGGCAAAGGAUUUUGCUGCAAAAUAUCAAACAAUCCCCUUCCUUCCAUUUCUGACAAAGCCGGCAGGAUUUUCUUUGGACUGGAAAGGUAACAGUUUUAAGCCCGAAACCAUGUUUGCAGCAACUGAUCUCUACACGGCUGAGCACCAAGAUAUAGUUUGUCUCCUGCAACCAAUUCUAAAUGAAAACUCACAUUCCUUCAGGGGGUGUGGUUCGGUGUCACUGGCUGUUAAGGAGUUUUUGGGAUUACUGAGGAAGCCGACAGUUGAUCUGGUUGUGAACCAGCUGAAAGAAGUUGCAAAGUCAGUUGACGAUGGGAUAACAUUGUACCAGGAGAACAUCACCAAUGCUUGCUACAAAUACCUUCAUGAUGCAAUGAUGCAAAAUGAGGUCACUAAGAUGUCAAUUGUUGAAAAGCUAAAGCCCUUUAGCUUCAUUCUAGUUGAGAAUGCAUAUGUUGACUCAGAAAAAGUGUCUUUUCACUUGAAUUUCGAGGCAGCACCCUACCUUUAUCAGCUGCCUAAUAAAUACAAAAACAAUUUCCGUGAGCUUUUCGAAAGUGUGGGCGUGCGGCAGUCAUUUACUGUUGAGGACUUUGCCCUUGUUUUGGAAUCUAUUGAUCAGGAGAAAGGAACAAAGCAAAUAACAGAAGAGAAUUUUCAGCUUUGCCGGCGAAUAAUUAGUGAAGGAAUAUGGAGUCUCAUUAGAGAAAAGAAACAAGAAUUUUGUGAGAAAAAUUAUGGCAAAAUAUUACUGCCAGAUACUAAUCUUAAGCUUCUCCCUGCUAAAUCUUUAUGCUACAACGAUUGUCCCUGGAUAAAAGUUAAGGACACCACCGUGAAAUACUGUCAUGCUGAUAUACCCAGGGAAGUAGCUGUGAAACUAGGAGCGGUCCCAAAGCGACACAAAGCCUUGGAGAGGUACGCCUCCAACAUCUGUUUCACGACACUUGGCACGGAAUUUGGGCAGAAAGAGAAGCUGACCAGCAGAAUCAAGAGUAUCCUUAAUGCCUAUCCUUCAGAAAAGGAAAUGUUGAAAGAACUUCUUCAGAAUGCCGAUGAUGCAAAGGCCACAGAAAUCUGUUUUGUGUUUGAUCCUAGACAGCAUCCAGUUGACAGAAUAUUUGAUGAUAAGUGGGCCCCCCUGCAAGGGCCAGCGCUCUGUGUGUACAACAACCAACCUUUCACGGAGGAUGACGUCAGGGGAAUUCAGAACCUUGGAAAAGGCACCAAAGAAGGAAAUCCCUGUAAAACUGGGCAGUACGGAAUAGGAUUCAAUUCUGUGUAUCAUAUUACCGACUGCCCUUCUUUCAUUUCUGGCAAUGACAUCCUGUGUAUCUUUGAUCCUCAUGCCAGAUACGCACCAGGAGCCACAUCCGUUAGUCCUGGACGCAUGUUUAGAGAUUUGGAUGCAGAUUUUAGGACACAGUUCUCAGAUGUCCUGGAUCUUUACUUGGGAACCCACUUUAAAUUGGAUAAUUGCACAAUGUUUAGAUUUCCUCUUCGUAACGCAGAAAUGGCAAAAGUUUCGGAAAUUUCUUCAGUUCCGUCAUCAGACAGAAUGGUCCAGAACCUUUUGGACAAAUUGCGGUCAGAUGGGGCAGAACUUUUAAUGUUUCUUAAUCACAUGGAAAAGAUUUCUAUUUGUGAAAUAGACAAAGGUACUGGAGCCCUGAAUGUGCUGUAUUCUGUAAAGGGCAAAAUCACCGACGGGGACAGACUGAAAAGGAAACAGUUUCACGCAUCUGUAAUCGAUAGUGUUACGAAAAAGAGACAGCUCAAAGACAUACCAGUCCAACAGAUAACCUAUACUAUGGAUACUGAAGACUCCGAAGGAAAUCUUACUACGUGGCUAAUUUGUAAUAGGUCGGGUUUUUCAAGUAUGGAAAAAGUGUCUAAGAGCGUUAUAUCGGCUCACAAGAACCAAGAUAUUACUCUCUUUCCACGUGGCGGAGUAGCUGCCUGCAUUACUCACAACUACAAAAAACCCCACAGGGCCUUCUGUUUCUUGCCCCUCUCUUUAGAGACGGGAUUGCCGUUCCACGUGAACGGCCAUUUUGCUCUAGAUUCAGCCAGAAGAAAUCUGUGGCGGGACGAUAAUGGAGUUGGUGUUCGCAGUGACUGGAAUAACAGUUUAAUGACAGCAUUAAUAGCUCCUGCAUAUGUUGAAUUGCUAAUCCAGCUAAAAAAGCGCUAUUUCCCUGGUUCUGACCCAACACUGUCGGUUUUGCAGAACACACCGAUUCAUGUGGUGAAGGAUACUUUAAAGAAGUUUUUAUCGUUUUUCCCAGUUAACAGGCUUGACCUACAACCAGAUUUAUAUUGUCUAGUGAAAGCACUUUACAGCUGCAUUCACGAAGACAUGAAACGCCUUUUACCUGUUGUACGGGCUCCAAAUAUCGAUGGCUCGGAUUUACACUCUGCGGUUAUAAUUACUUGGAUUAAUAUGUCUACUUCAAAUAAAACCAGACCGUUUUUUGACAACUUACUGCAGGAUGAAUUGCAACACCUGAAGAAUGCAGAUUAUAACAUCACGACCCGCAAGACGGUGGCAGAGAAUGUCUAUAGACUGAAACACCUCCUUUUAGAAAUCGGUUUCAACUUGGUUUAUAACUGUGAUGAAACUGCCAAUCUGUACCACUGCCUUAUAGAUGCGGAUAUCCCUGUUAGUUACGUCACCCCUGCUGAUGUUAGAUCUUUUUUAAUGACCUUUUCUUCUCCUGACACUAAUUGCCACGUUGGGAAGCUGCCUUGUCGUCUCCAGCAGACUAACCUAAAGCUUUUUCAUAGUUUGAAACUUUUAGUGGAUUAUUGUUUCAAGGACGCAGAAGAAAAUGAGAUUGAAGUGGAGGGACUGCCCCUUCUCAUUACACUGGACAGUGUUUUGCAGACUUUUGACGCAAAACGACCCAAGUUUCUAACAACGUACCAUGAGUUGAUUCCAUCCCGCAAAGACUUGUUCAUGAAUACGUUAUAUUUGAAAUACAGUAAUAUUUUAUUGAACUGUAAGGUUGCAAAAGUGUUUGACAUCUCCAGCUUCGCUGAUUUGUUAUCCUCUGUGUUGCCUCGUGAGUAUAAGACCAAAAACUGUACCAAGUGGAAGGACAAUUUUGCGAGUGAGUCUUGGCUGAAGAACGCGUGGCAUUUUAUCAGCGAGGCUGUAAACGUGAAAGAAGAUCAAGAAGAAACACAACCAACAUUUGACAUUGUUGUCGAUACCCUAAAAGACUGGGCGUUGCUUCCAGGAACAAAGUUCACCGUUUCAGCCAACCAGCUUGUAGUCCCUGAAGGUGAUGUUCUGCUUCCUCUGAGUCUCAUGCACAUUGCAGUUUUUCCAAACGCCCAGAGCGAUAAAGUCUUUCACGCGCUCAUGAAAGCUGGCUGUAUCCAGCUUGCUUUGAACAAAAUCUGCUCCAAAGACAGUGCACUUGUUCCUCUGUUGUCCCGUCACACUGCAAACAUAGAGAGCCCCACAAGCAUUUUAAAGGCCGUACAUUAUAUGGUUCAAACAUCAACCUUUAGAACCGAAAAAUUAGUAGAAAAUGACUUUGAAGCACUUCUGAUGUAUUUCAACUGCAAUCUGAGUCACUUGAUGUCCCAAGACGACAUAAAAAUUUUAAAGUCCCUUCCAUGCUACAAAUCCAUCAGUGGUCGCUACAUGAGCAUCGCGAAAUUUGGAAUGUGCUAUGUACUCACAAAAAGUAUUCCUUCAGCUGAAGUGGAAAAAUGGACACAGUCGUCGUCAUCUGCAUUUCUUGAAGAAAAAAUACACCUAAAAGAACUCUAUGAGUUGCUUGGCUGUGUACCUGUAGAUGAUCUUGAGGUAUAUUUGAAGCACCUCUUACCCAAAAUUGAAAAUCUCUCUUACGAUGCAAAAUUGGAGCACCUGAUCUAUCUUAAGAAUAGGCUGUCAAGUAUUGAGGAACUGUCAGAGAUCAAGGAACAACUUUUUGAAAAACUGGAAAGUUUACUGAUAAUCCACGAUGCAAACAGUCGACUAAAGCAAGCGAAACAUUUUUAUGAUAGAACAGUGCGAGUUUUUGAAGUUAUGCUUCCUGAAAAAUUGUUUAUUCCUAAGGACUUCUUUAAAAAAUUGGAACAGCUUAUAAAGCCCAAAAAUCAAGCCACGUUUAUGACCUCCUGGGUGGAAUUCUUGAGAAACAUUGGACUAAAGUACAUCCUAUCUCAGCAACAGUUGCUGCAGUUUGCUAAGGAAAUCAGCGUGAGAGCUAAUACAGAAAACUGGUCUAAGGAAACACUGCAAAAUACAGUUGAUAUCCUUCUCCAUCACAUAUUCCAAGAACGAAUGGAUUUGUUAUCUGGCAAUUUUCUGAAAGAACUUUCUCUAAUACCGUUCUUGUGUCCUGAGCGGGCCCCUGCAGAGUUCAUUAGGUUUCAUCCUCAAUAUCAAGAGGUCAAUGGAACGCUUCCUCUCAUAAAGUUCAAUGGGGCACAAGUAAACCCCAAAUUCAAGCAGUGUGAUGUGCUCCAGCUCUUAUGGACAUCCUGCCCUAUUCUUCCAGAGAAGGCCACACCCUUGAGCAUCAGAGAACAAGAAGGUAGUGACCUUGGUCCGCAGGAACAGCUCGAACAAGUUUUAAGUAUGCUUAAUGUUAACCUGGAUCCUCCUCUUGAUAAGGUCAUUAAUAACUGCAGAAACAUAUGCAACAUAACAACAUUGGAUGAAGAGAUGGUAAAAACUAGAGCAAAGGUCUUAAGGAGCAUAUAUGAAUUUCUCAGUGCAGAAAAAAGGGAGUUUCGGUUUCAGCUGCGGGGUGUUGCUUUUGUAAUGGUGGAAGAUGGUUGGAAACUCCUGAAGCCUGAGGAGGUAGUGAUAAAUCUAGAAUACGAAUCCGAUUUUAAACCUUACUUGUACAAGCUGCCUUUAGAGCUUGGCACGUUUCACCAGUUGUUCAAACACCUAGGUACUGAAGAUAUUAUUUCAACCAAGCAAUAUGUUGAAGUGUUGAGCCGCAUAUUCAAAAAUUCUGAAGGAAAACAGUUAGAUCCUAAUGAAAUGCGCACGGUUAAGAGAGUAGUUUCCGGCUUGUUCAAGAGUCUGCAAAAUGAUUCGGUCAAGGUGAGGAGUGAUCUCGAGAACGUCCGAGACCUCGCGCUGUACCUUCCAAGCCAGGAUGGCAGACUGGUGAAGUCGAGCAUCUUAGUGUUUGAUGACGCGCCACAUUACAAAAGUAGAAUCCAGGGGAAUAUCGGCGUGCAGAUGUUGGUUGACCUUAGCCAGUGCUACCUAGGGAAGGACCACGGCUUUCACACUAAAUUGAUAAUGCUCUUUCCUCAAAAACUUAGACCUCGUUUACUGAGCAGUAUACUUGAAGAACAGCUAGACGAGGAGACUCCCAAAGUUUGUCAGUUUGGAGCAUUGUGUUCUCUUCAGGGAAGAUUGCAGCUACUCUUGUCUUCGGAACAGUUCAUCACAGGACUGAUUAGAAUUAUGAAGCAUGAAAAUGAUAAUGCUUUCCUGGCCAAUGAAGAAAAAGCCAUAAGACUUUGCAAAGCCCUAAGAGAAGGAUUGAAAGUGUCCUGUUUUGAAAAGCUUCAAACCACACUGAGAGUUAAAGGUUUUAACCCUAUUCCCCACAGCAGAAGUGAAACUUUCGCUUUUUUGAAGAGAUUUGGCAACGCGGUCAUUCUGCUAUACAUACAGCAUUCAGACAGCAAGGACAUUAACUUCCUGUUAGCAUUGGCAAUGACGCUGAAGUCUGCGACGGACAAUCUGAUCUCUGACACUUCGUAUUUAAUUGCUAUGCUAGGUUGCAAUGAUAUUUACAGGAUCAGUGAGAAACUUGACAGUUUAGGAGUAAAAUACGACUCUUCUGAACCAUCGAAACUUGAACUUCCGAUGCCCGGCACUCCAAUACCUGCUGAAAUCCAUUAUACUCUGCUUAUGGAUCCAAUGAAUGUUUUUUACCCGGGAGAAUACGUUGGGUACCUUGUUGAUGCUGAAGGUGGUGAUAUCUAUGGAUCGUACCAGCCAACGUAUACGUAUGCAAUUAUCGUACAAGAAGUUGAAAGAGAAGAUGCUGAUAAUUCUAGUUUUCUGGGAAAGAUCUAUCAGAUUGAUAUUGGUUACAGUGAAUAUAAAAUAGUUAGCUCUCUCGAUCUCUAUAAGUUUUCAAGGCCCGAGGAAAGCUCUCAAAGCAGAGACAGUGCCCCUUCUACACCGACCAGCCCUACCGAGUUCCUAGCCCCUGGUCUACGAACCAUUCCUCCUCUUUUCUCCGGCAGAGAGAGCCAAAAGACCUCAUCCUCGAAGCAUCCGUCCCCCAAAAAGCUCAAGGUGAAUUCUUUACCAGAAAUUUUAAAAGAAGUGACAUCAGUGGUGGAGCAAGCUUGGAAGCUUCCAGAAUCGGAAAGGAAAAAGAUUAUUAGGCGGUUGUAUUUGAAAUGGCACCCUGACAAAAAUCCAGAGAAUCAUGACAUUGCUAAUGAAGUUUUUAAACAUUUGCAGAACGAAAUCAACAGGCUAGAGAAGCAGACUUUUCUAGAUCAAAAUGCAGACAGAGCCUCAAGGCGAACAUUUUCAACCUCAGCAUCCCGAUUUCAGUCAGACAAGUACUCGUUUCAAAGAUUUUAUACUUCAUGGAAUCAAGAAGCAACGAGCCAUAAAUCUGAAAGGCAACAACAAAAUAAGGAAAAAAGCACACCUUCAGCUGGACAGACUUACUCUCAGAGGUUCUUUGUCCCUCCCACUUUCAAGUCAGUUGGCAAUCCGGUUGAAGCGCGUAGAUGGUUAAGACAGGCCAGAGCAAAUUUUUCAGCAGCCAGGAAUGACCUUCAUAAAAACGCCAAUGAAUGGGUGUGCUUCAAAUGUCACCUCUCUACCAAGUUAGCUUUGAUCGCCGCUGACUACGCUGUGAGAGGGAAGUCCGAUAAAGACGUAAAGCCCACCGCACUCGCACAGAAAAUAGAGGAGUACAGUCAGCAGCUUGAAGGACUGACGAAUGAUGUCCACACGCUGGAGGCCUAUGGCGUAGACAGUUUAAAAACAAGAUACCCUGAUCUGCUUCCUUUCCCGCAGAUCCCAAACGACAGGUUCACUUCUGAGGUUGCUAUGAGGGUGAUGGAAUGUACCGCCUGUAUCAUCAUAAAACUUGAAAAUUUUAUACAACAGAAGGUGUGA
Messenger RNA from Puma concolor (puma), 13545 nucleotides. NCBI's taxonomy places the organism in Eukaryota, Metazoa, Chordata, Mammalia, Carnivora, Felidae. The record is from RefSeq and is a predicted model, not a curated record.